Molecule: messenger RNA, 952 nt
Organism: Ostrinia nubilalis (European corn borer)
Lineage: Eukaryota; Metazoa; Arthropoda; Insecta; Lepidoptera; Crambidae
Gene: Ho
Exons: 4
Coding region: 92-823 (243 amino acids)
Biological process (GO): heme catabolic process; response to oxidative stress; heme oxidation
Molecular function (GO): heme binding; heme oxygenase (decyclizing) activity
Source: RefSeq, a predicted model, not a curated record
UCAAAUUCAGCUGAUUCAUUCAUUGUGAAAAUUUGCAAAUUGUAAUUUUGCCGAACAAGAAACUCGUGUUGUGUGAGUUUAAGUUAUAAAUAUGUCUGGAAAAACGGAUUUGUUCACCACACGUAUGAGAAAAGCUACGAGGAAAAUCCAUUCGGUCAGCGAUGCCCUAGUUAACGCUAAAUUCGCUAUUUCUCUUAGAGACGAGACAGUGUGGGGCGGUGGACUCUUCGUGUUCUACCAUAUAUUCGCAUUUCUGGAAGAUGCCAAGGACCGGUUAAACUUGCCUGAUUAUAACAGAUUGUUCGUGCACAAAACACUUUACAGAAAAUCUGCAUUUGAAGCGGACCUGAAUCAUUACCUUGGUGAGGAAUGGCAGUCGCUACCCAAGUCGGCCGCUUUGGAGAACUAUUUGGAGCACUUGCAAGACCUGGAGAAAGAGAAUCCGACGUUGCUCAUGGCUUAUGUUUACCACCUGUAUCUGGGAUUGCUGAGCGGUGGCCAGAUACUGUCUAAGAAGAGAAAAAUGUUUGGUGGAAAAACAUCUGAAGAAGCUUACGUUGACAAAGUGACAGACUUCAGUGGUGUUGACAUCGGCCAGCUAAAGAAUGACUUCCGCACAGUCAUGAAUGAAAUAUCCGAGAAGAUGUCAGACGACGAGCAGCAAGCGUUCAUCGAUGAGAGCAACCAGGUGUUCCUCAUGAAUAACCUUAUUGUCAACUCCGUUGCUGGCCAAAACCAAGUUAUACGCACAAUGCUGUACAAAGCGUCCGUAGUUUUCUUAGUAGCCUUGGGUGCUGCCAUAGCAUAUAAGAUGCAUAAGUAAAAUGUUAAUUUGUAGCUUAUAGGUUAUAUAAGUAGAAUGUUAAAUUUAAAUGAUUGUUAAUUAUUUUAUUAGAAUUGUGAUAUUAUGUAUUUGUUGUUUUCAAGACUGAUUAUAAUUGAAUUGCAUUGA